Messenger RNA from Symbiodinium necroappetens, 430 nucleotides. Lineage: Eukaryota; Dinophyceae; Suessiales; Symbiodiniaceae. The record is from the annotation of a GenBank genome assembly.
GCAUGGACACUGUCUCGAGCUUCGCCAAAUACCUGUGCUCCGACGACACUAUGGACGCCACGGCACAUGCCAGGUGAUGGUGUGCGCAUCGUCGGCCGCCAUGGCCCUGAGCUUUGAUGCCGGCGGCAGCCAACGCCAGCGAAACUUUUGGGCCCUGAUGACCGACCGCAACUCAGGUCCUGGCAAGGGCGUUGACGAGUUGAGCGCUGGCAGCGCUGUGCUGCCAAGAGAUGUGGCAAAGUGGAUCCGGGACAACAGCACCCAUCCGGUCAUCUGGCAUAUGCCGGACAGGAAGUACCGGUUCGCCUCCGAGCUGCACGCAGAAGCCGCGGCCGCCAUUUUUGAAGCAGUCCCAAUCGUGCUGUGCGAAAAAAGAUCGACUUGCGGGAGCGCUGGCUGCACGCCGACAAAUCUUGGGGUGGAUCCGUAG